Notechis scutatus (mainland tiger snake) is the source of this 2062-nucleotide messenger RNA. RefSeq names its product peroxisomal biogenesis factor 10 (gene PEX10). Lineage: Eukaryota; Metazoa; Chordata; Lepidosauria; Squamata; Elapidae. Gene Ontology annotation, molecular function: zinc ion binding. The record is from RefSeq and is a predicted model, not a curated record. Gene Ontology annotation, biological process: protein import into peroxisome matrix. Gene Ontology annotation, cellular component: peroxisomal membrane.
CGUUUGAAUUCAGCGACGAUGACAGAAGCGAAGAGGCGUCGGGCCGCUUUUUCAUUUCGCGAUGCCGCUGGAAGCCGGGCCGGCUCGCCUGGUCCGCUCGGCCCAGAAGGACGAGCUCUACCGGGGAGCGCUGAAAAGCAGGGCCGGCGCCGUCUUGUCCGGCCUGGCGGGUGCUAAAAUUUGGCUGGGAUGGCAGAAAGAGAUCGAACUCCUCGCCGACGUCGCCUAUUUCACCCUUACUACCCUUUCAGGAUAUCAAACCCUUGGUGAAGAAUACGUCAAUGUCAUCCAAGUCGACCCAUCCAAGAGGAAGGUCCCUUCGUUGAGACGCCGGGCCGUUUUGGUCGCUCUGCACACUGUCUUGCCUUACUUGUUAGACAAGGGACUGUCCCUGUUGGAGCAGGAGCUCGAGGCGGCCUCCAGCGGGUUACAGAUUCUGCACAGCCGGAAUCUGAGCGUGUUCCAUAGUCGGGCGCUCCUCCGAAGCUGGUUGCAGAAACGAGCCAGGCGAUUAACCGAGGGGCAGAGAACGUUCCUCGCUCGGGCGGUUCAUAUCGUCAAGCAAAGCAUCCCAUUGCUGCAGAGGUUGCAUUUAGCUGUCUUUUACAUGAAGGGCAUCUUCUACCAUUUCUCUAAAAGGACAACAGGGAUCACCUAUUUACGCUCUGUGGGUUCCACCGAAGACGACCGAAGCAUUCGAUCAAGUUACAGGCUGCUUGGAAUCGUUUCAUUCCUGCACCUGGGGCUGACCCUUGGCAUCUACGUGUACAACCUCCAACAUCGGCAGAGGGCACAAAAAGAGUGGAAGCUACACCGUAACCUCUCCCAUCAGAUAAGCCAACCCGAAGAGAAGAUCCUUAGCCGCAAUUCGCGUUGCUCGCUGUGCUUAGAAGAACGCCGACAUGCCACAGCCACACCGUGUGGGCACCUCUUCUGCUGGGAGUGCAUCACUGCGUGGUGUCACACCAAGGCUGAGUGUCCUCUGUGUAGAGAGAAAUUUCAUUCCCAGAAGUUGAUUUAUCUUCGACACUUCCGGUGAAUGGGUGCAAACUGCGAAGAGACAACGGAAAUGCAAGCUUUGAACGUGUAAUGAGAUUUUUAUUUUGAUAAAUAAAUUGCCGUGAUCAAAUGGAAAGUCAAAACAUUCUGACUUUCACUGCCUCUACAAGAAGAUGCAAAUCUGUAUCGGUUUAAAACAAACUGCUGCUUGUCCACUUUUAUCUAAGAGGUUAUGAGGUCAGGAAGGAGGGUCAUCUCAAAAGCAGUUUGAAGUUCUAAAGACUUUUACCCAUCCUAGUGAAUUUUGAAUUCUGCAGUUUUCUUUUUAAGCAUACCUUUGGCAUUAAUAGCAAUCUCUCCCCCCCCCCGCUUCCCAACUUACCUGACACACAACUGCAUCACCCCACUUAUGGCGGACCUGGUUUUUUAAAAUGCUCCAGAAGGAUUUAGUUAUUGUUAAUUUAGUCAAUAACUAGAUUAUAACUAAUCUAGUUCUUGUGGGAUGCCGGGCUUGUAAAACAGGUUAUACGGUGCUUUGGAUUCAAUUCUAUUCAAGACUUGGCUGGUUUCAAAAUCCAGCCAAGCCUUCCAUCAGCACCUCUGAAGCACCUCUUAAAGUGUCUCUUGGCAAACCUCAAAUAGCAGAUUCAACAAGUGGUAACGAAGUUUACACGUCCAUCCGUCUUUUUUUUUGUAUUACCAACUUUUUUAAUGCACUUUAAAGCUGGGUGGAGCUUGAGAGGGAAAUGCAAGUAUUAAGAGAGUGCAGCUUUCUAGAUACUUGUGAUAUCCUGCCCUGCACUCUUAAGGAGCUACCUUGAACAUUCAGAAAUGGCUGGAAGGCCACACCUGAUGUUGCAACACAGCCAAGCCCAAUAGAAAAACCCCACAACCUUGGUGAAUUACGCUCGAAUGUGCUGAGCAUAUACCCAUAUCAUCAACCUAAGAUCCAUUGUGUGUUUGUCUGGUUUCAAUAGUCUUUUCUUCCAAAAGCUUUUCAAGAUCCUACUUUUAAAUGGGGGAGGGGGGCAAUGGCACUUAGUCCCUUGUCAUCAAGCUGGAA